AUCCGGAGCUGUAGCUUGCAGCCCGCCGGUUAAUGACGACGACCAAAAGUUUACACUGCAGUCAGCUUAGCAGAAUAACGAGCUGUUACUCGUACCCGGCGCUCAUUGUUUUGGUUGUUAAUAUUGAGCACACUAAAGCGCAUCUCAGAACUUCCUUACAUAAAUCUGCAUGUACUCCUUCUAAUGGCUUCCGCUAGUUCCACGAUUCCCGUGUUAGACCUCCAGUCGUUUACCGCUGGCUCACACGAAGACCGUACCCGCAUCGCACGUGAUAUCACAUCCGCGUGCAGACUUGUUGGCUUUGCAUACAUCAAAAACCAUGGGGUAUCGUCAUCUCUGAUCAAUGAAGCCUUUGCUUGGUCCAAGAAGCUGUUCAGCUUGCCUCAGGAACAGAAAAUGCUAGCUCCUCACCCACCAGGUCCAAAUGUGCAUCGAGGCUACUCAUGGCCGGGACUGGAAAAGGUCUCUCAGUAUAUACACGUAGAGGGUGACAAUGAUGACGUCAAGGCAGAGAAGAUGGGUGAAGAGUUGAGACAAGUUGUGGAUUGCAAGGAAAGUUACGAGAUAGGUAGCGAGACGUUCGCGCUUCAGCCAAAUGUAUGGCUUCCUCAAGAUGUUCUCCCGGGAUUUCGAGAAUUCAUGGUAAAGUUCUACUGGGAAUGCUUUGAGACAGCCAAGACUCUUCUGCGAGCGCUAGCAAUAGGAAUCGGGAUUGAAGACGAGGAAUACUUCCUGCGUUUCCACAGCGGCGAGAGCAACCAGUUACGGUUGCUUCACUAUCCGCCUAUCGAGACAGAGAAGUUGACAAGUGAGACUGCGGCUCGCAUGCCGGCGCAUUCGGAUUGGGGUUCCAUUACUCUUCUCUUCCAGGACGAUUGCGGCGGGUUACAAGUUGAAGAUCCGAAUGAGCCUGGGCGAUUCAUUGAUGCAAUUUCCAUCAAGGAUGCAUUGAUCAUGAAUGUUGGAGACCUGUUGAUGCGCUGGAGUAAUGACCAUCUCAAGUCGACACUACAUCGUGUUACCGUACCACCUGUUAACGUGUGGAGUGAGAGCUCCGAUAAGACUGGAGGGAAAGAGCUUUCCACCACACGGAUGACGAAAUCACGAUACUCGAUCCCAUACUUUGUGACAACAGAUCCAACAGCCAGGAUCGAGUGUCUACCGCAAUGCACCGGCAAGGACAAUCCGCCGAAAUAUACGCCUAUAUUGCAAGAGGACUAUAGGCGUAUGCGUUCAAAGACGCAGUACUCAGACAGGGUUGCAACUUGAUUUAGUAAGAAAUUCUUCACUUGAGAGCUUGGUCGAGCUACGAUUUUGCAGUCAGUUUUACCGGGCAGAAAUAUGGGUAUAUACGUUGCCAAAAGUAUAGCUUUGUAUGUGUGUGUAUAAUUCGGUUUCUUUACUCUUUUUGCGCUUAAUCUAACAUGCAGUAUAACUACGCUAUAAUGGCAAAUACUGAGGACUUUUUUUUACCACUGAAUUCUUUUUCACCUCGGUUUUGUACAGCAUCAGCACAGAGUAACAUUUUGU
Molecule: messenger RNA, 1530 nt
Organism: Truncatella angustata
Lineage: Eukaryota; Fungi; Ascomycota; Sordariomycetes; Amphisphaeriales; Sporocadaceae
Product: Clavaminate synthase-like protein
Exons: 3
Coding region: 184-1269 (361 amino acids)
Source: RefSeq, a predicted model, not a curated record